UAGGAAGAAAAUACAACCUGGUCAAUGUUGGGAAACAGCAGUGGCAGGAGCCCCAAUUGCACAGACUGGAGCCAGGCCUCUGCUGGGGACAUCUGCAAGCUGUUCCUCAUGGUCCUCCUGGUGGUGUUGAUCAGCCUCGGCAAUCUGGUGAGCCUCCUGGUUUUCUUCCGUGUCAGGCAAUUCAGAACCUCCCAAGGCUACCUGAAAGCCUCCUUGGCCCUAGCUGACUUGGCGGUGGGGCUCAUCGUCGUGCCUUACUCAGUUUACAGGGAGGUGAACAGGUUGACCUGGGGGAUGGAACCAGAGACGGAUAAAUAUGAGAAGCCUGCUUGCUUCAUCACUGGGCCCAUCUUUGCAGGCUGUACCUUUGUCUCGAUCAGCACCAUCUUUCUGCUCUCGGUUGAGAGGAGUGUAGCUGUGCUGAAGCCUCUGCACAGGAAAGCAGUGAUCACCAAGCGCAGGACUAUUUGGCUCAUUGUGGCCUCUUGGGCCAUGAGCUGCUGCUUGGCAGUGGUGCCCUUGCUCUCCAGCCCUGAUAUCACCUUCCAGUACAAUGCCUGCAGCAAGAUGUGCAACUAUGCCUUUCCAACAGACAAGCCGCCUGAAUCCCAUUGGAAUAUCAUGCUACUGUACCCGGUCUUUGAUUUCUCAGUUUUGAGCGGGACCUUUGCGAUCAAUGCCAUCACCUUUGCAGCCGUCCACCAAUACUGCAAGAAACGGAAGCAACUGGGAGAAGAGGCACAGGGCGGUAGCAACCAGGUCUCCUUCUCAGACAUUACUGCUGCCAAGACCAUUGGCAUUCUGACUUUUGCUUUCUCCAUUUCCUUCCUCCCCAUUGCGGUAUUUGUUGUGGGGUCAGUAGUGGGAUACCAGUGGUGCAAGUUCUCCUUCUACGCCUUCUGGAUCCUCACUUCCAACAGCUGUUGGAACGUGGCCAUCUACAGUGUUUGGGAUCCCAAGUUCCGCCAGGGGGUUCGGGAGCUGUUCAACAAGCCGGUGCUGAUAUCGACCUCUCAGGAUGCCGCCUGCUCACAGGAGGAGCACAGCUCUGCCCCUGCCUGUGUGGCAAUCCUCAAGAAGAUGUUCCGCCCAGAAAGCAACCAAUAGCACAGUUGGUGUCUGCCGUUUUGUUUAGGGUGGCUGUUGUGUUGGGAUGUGCAGUCCUUAUUCUAUUCCACUGCAAGCUCCUUUGUGGACAGGGCUGGCCAGAGAUAUUUUGCUGCCUGGGGUAAAGGAUGAGAUGGCCCCCUUAUUUCCAUGUAUGGAAUUGACAAUUGAACAUUGGCUCGUUUAAGGAGUGUAGGACGGAUCACACAGCCUACACAUCUCUGCCUCCAACGUGUCACUGUCACCCUCUGUCCAACUAAAUCUGCUGCCUGAGGUGGCCACCUCACUCUCCCUAAUGAUGGAGCUGGUCCUGUUAUCUUUUAGAAAUGUGCACUUCUCUUGAAGCGCCAGACUUUUGCUUGGAUGCGUUGGACUGUAACCUCCUGGAUUUCAUAGAAUAAAUGCUGCACAGAUUUAUGGGCAUGAAUUAUAAUGCAGACUGCAGAAGCAUGCUGCUCUCUCAAAAAUUGUUCUAAGUAAGUUCUGGUUUACAUAAAUAAGCAGAGGAAAAGGGAUAGAACAGAGCCUUAAAAAAAAAAAACCCACAGAACACAGAUAUCUCUACAGAGCAGAAUAUUUCUUCUCUGUACAAACUUGGAAAAUGGCCCUUUGUAGAUCCAAGUCCAAGGAAAACAACAAUACAAUUACCAAACAUGGCCCUUGGGUGCAGCUAUUGCUUGUUGUAUUAUCACAAAUAUGGUUAUGGUAUUUCAGUAUGCAACAUAUAAAAUUCACUCAAACUCUAAAUGUGCGUGUUCUGCAAAGAUCAUGGAUACAGUACUCUUAAAAAUGGAGCACUGCUUGCAGAGACUUAAGAUAACAUCCUUUAUUCUGGGUUAAUUAAAUCAAAACAACUACGUUUCUUCUUUAUGGUUUUGUACUCAGAAUCACUAUUGAAAAUUAACAUGGCCAUAUUUAAAUAGGCAUUGAAAGAAUAGGAAGCUGGCGGUCUUGAUAAAGCAAAGUUGCCGGACCACCAACUUGGAAGGUUUUGCAAGCAAUGUGCCACUUGUGUUCAGCAAUAUAGAAGAGUAAGGUUUCAAUUACCCUGAUCAUAUGUUGAAGUAUUUGUUAAAGUGGAUUGGGGGCAGCUUAUCUGUAUUACAUGGUUGCUGUUACAAAAAAAUGUUGAUGUUGAAAAGAUGGGAAGUUGUAAUACGUGACAGUGAUGUAAUAUUAAGGAGACGAUUAAGUGAUAGACUGAAUAACUGUUUUGUUGAUAGACCUUUCAUCCGGCAUUCACCAGGCUUGGUGGAUGUUUACAAAGGCUCUCACUCUGUGUAAUCCUCUGUUAUGACUUCUUUUCCUAUUUGGCUGCUUUAAAAGAACUGCAGUAUUUGUUGUAUGAGGCUAUCUUGAUAACACACACCAAUCUGAAUGUACUCAUUGAUGAUGAAUUUCCCUUGGUUAAAUAGAAUGCUACAAAAAUAAUAAAUAUUGUUUGCACAAUCAUUUUAA
Messenger RNA from Zootoca vivipara (common lizard), 2565 nucleotides. Its product is annotated as trace amine-associated receptor 9-like. Lineage: Eukaryota; Metazoa; Chordata; Lepidosauria; Squamata; Lacertidae. Gene Ontology annotation, cellular component: membrane. The record is from RefSeq and is a predicted model, not a curated record. Gene Ontology annotation, molecular function: trace-amine receptor activity. Gene Ontology annotation, biological process: G protein-coupled receptor signaling pathway.